GCUACCAACGGCAGUGUUUCGCAGACAGGCAAUUUCCAUCCUGUACCGCCAGGAGGUGCAUCCUUCUUCACCACCGGAGGUCAGUCCAAAUCAGGUUACGUCUUUGGUCAAGACAGGCAGGUGGACAUCACGGACAGAUACGACAUGACAACACUGGAUCAGCACAUGGAGGGUGUGCCCAAUGUCUACACAACAGACGAUCUGAAAGUGGAUUGCUGUGUCCUUACGCAAAACAGUCGCUACGUUGUGACAGGCUCUGCCAGUGGUCCUCCACAAGUUUGGGAUAUGCAGACUGGUGAGCCUUUCAAGGUCAUGAAUGGGGACGAAUUGGGUUGCAGUGACCUUCAUUUGGCUGUUCAGGACACACUUCUCGUUGGUCAGGUCAUUGAAGAUUUUCAGUCCGCUGACAGCACCAAGAUGCACCGUCUUCAGUUGUGGAACUUUGUGACUGGCGAACAACUUGAGAUGCCUGCUGAAAUCCUCUGCUCGGCCAGUUGUGUCUCCAACGCUGGUGAGCACAUUGUGGCGGCGAGAGCGACCCCUCAAGGUCAGUCAAUACUGGUUUGGGAUCUCAGAGGCAACCAAUUGACACGCGAGAUACCCUACGCUCCCAUCAAUCCGAACGCACGAGUCUCCUACAUCAACAUAACACCCGAGGAUCGGCUAAUUGUGGCCGGAUUCAACAACCCUGGCACCGAUCAGGCCUGUUUCAUGGUCUUCGAUUUGGCCGCUGAAGCACGUGGCGUGGUACAACCGAAAUACAUCACCUUCGAGGCAAAAGCUGAGGCAACAGAGAUCCUGAACAAUGAGGAGGCGGUGACAGGUACUCGCAAGGGCGAGUUGAUAGUGUGGAACCUCUUGACCACCACACCAGUGCGCCAAAUCACCAUCAACGCGACAUUGGAAGGCGACAACGCAAUGACCAUCUUUCCUCCUCACGACGGCAUGGUUCAUGAUAUCGUACUCUCCGAGGAUCGCCGAUUUCUUGUUACUGCCUCACAGGAUCGUCGCAUCCGUGUGUGGACUAUGCCUGAGGAGCGCCUUCUCCACACUCUUGAAGGUCAUGCUGACGAUGUGAGUCACCGGCUCGUGCCUAGACUUUCAGUGACAUUUUUAAAUGCAAGAAUCACGCCAAUGGCAAGACCAGAACUUGACGAAACACCUUCCGCAUUCACUUUGUGA
Hydatigera taeniaeformis is the source of this 1182-nucleotide messenger RNA. NCBI's taxonomy places the organism in Eukaryota, Metazoa, Platyhelminthes, Cestoda, Cyclophyllidea, Taeniidae. The record is from the annotation of a GenBank genome assembly.